AUGUCUGUCAAUGAUGGAAUAAACAAGGAUUCGUUCUCCCUACAUUAUGUCACAGUGGACGAUGCCAUUGAGCGUCUGCAACGUCAAGGUACCGGUGCCUUGAUGGCGAAGCUCGACAUACGCAAUGCAUUUCGACUGGUCCCGGUCGCACCCACUGCAUACCAUUUGUUGGGUUUCCAGUGGCAGGGCCAAUUCUACUAUGACAAAGUACUGCCAUUCGGGCUGAGGUCCGCACCCUACUUGUUUAACUGCAUUGCGGACGCACUUUGCCAGAUAAGCUGUGAACUGUUCCAGGUUCCCCACCUCCUGCACCUUCUGGACGACUUCUGGCUCUGUGGCCCUGCAAACUCAACGCUAUGUGCGCAGCGUCUGAACGUAGUCCUCUCCGUAUUCCGCUACCUGGGAGUUCCCAUUGCCGACGAAAAGACAGUCGGCCCAACCUCCUGUCUCACCUUCCUGGGCAUCGAACUGGACUCCGUCCAGAAAGUGGCUCGUCUCCCACAGGACAAGGCUGACGACAUCCGCUCCAGACUAUUGGCCUUUCGCCAACGCCAAUCCUGCCGUCUACGGGAGCUUGAACAGCUGUUGGGCAAGCUGAACUUUGCCAGCCGCGUCAUCACGCCGGGCCGUACAUUCAUGCGCCGACUGUACGAUGCCACGCGCAACGUUUCCAAGCCCUACCACCGCAUCCGUCUCUCCCCAGAAUGUCAUCUGGACCUUCUUUGGUGGUCUCACCUACUCGAUGGCUGGAAUGGCAAGUCAUUCUUCCUCGAUCUCCAGGAGACUCUGGCCAGCGACAUCCUGAUAGAAACUGACGCAUCUGGCGCCAUUGGGCAUGGCGCAGUUUACGGCACGCAUUGGUUCGCCGACACCUGGUCACCACAACACACUCCGCUCUGCAUUACGUUCAAGGAGCUGUACCCCAUCUGCAUUGCAUGUGCUACGUGGGGCCACCAGUGGUGUCGCAAGCGUAUCCGCUUCCAUACCGACAACGAAGCUGUCGCCGCUGUUCUCAAGUCUGGCACCAGUCGCUGCCCUAAUGUGAUGUCACUCCUACGGCAGCUCUUCUUCAUCUGCGCCAAGGGUAAUUUUAUGGUCACCGCCCGUCACAUACCGUGA
Messenger RNA from Sycon ciliatum, 1119 nucleotides. RefSeq lists its product as uncharacterized. The record is from RefSeq and is a predicted model, not a curated record. The coding region runs from base 1 to 1119 and encodes 372 amino acids. Lineage: Eukaryota; Metazoa; Porifera; Calcarea; Leucosolenida; Sycettidae. The transcript has a single exon.